AUGGGAAUUCUAAAUUUUAAACUUUUUUUUCUCUUCAGCCAUGAAAGAAUUACGUUACAUUCUAUAGAGACAAUGGUAAUUCAAUGGACUCAUCAAAUAACAGAAGUUCUAAAGAGAGACUCAGCACAGAAGAUUUUGCAGGGUGAACAUCCGGGACCUUCUACUGAAAUAGAAUUUUGGUUUUUUCAAAAAGAAAAUCUGCUUGGUGUUUAUUCCCAGCUGAAAAGCUUUGGUGUCCAGAAAGUGAUAAAGCUACUGCACAAAAAACAAAGCAGCUAUUACACUAGUUUUACUGAACUGAUCUCCACCGUGGAACAAGCUUUGUCUCAAGCACAGGAUAUUGAGUUGCAUCUCAGACCUUUGAAAUGUUAUAUUGCAUAUUUGGAAGAAUCAAAUUUUCCUGAUAUUGAAAGUUUUUUUAUGCCACUUUUCCAUACUAUAUACCUCAUAUGGACACAUUCCAGGUAUUAUUGCUUCCAUGAACGGAUAAUAAUUCUUCUACAAGAAUUCUGCAAUCUUUUCAUUGAUCGGGCUUUAAACUUUCUAAUUCCUGAGGAACUUUUCAAAAUGGAAUUAGAGGAAGGCUUGGAAAGGGUUCAACAAACCAUUCAAAUAUUUAAAAUGUUCAAGAAAUUAUUCUCUAUUUACAAAGAGAAAGUGGCCUAUAAUUCUAUCAACACGGGUGGUGUAAAAAUGUGGGACUUCCCAGCCAAACUUGUUUUCUUUCGAUUUGAUUGUAUUCUGGAAAGAUUAUUAUUCAUUGAGAGAAAAGCUUUACGCCAAGAAAGGCCGCAGAAGGCAUCACAAAACAAUCAAAGCACUGUUCACACUUUUUUUAAGCAGACUGACCAAAGCACCAAAAGUAAAGAAAUGGAACGCUUACAGCAAACGUCAGAAGAAGAACUAGAACAAGACACCAUACAGUCUAAGAUAGACGAAGACACGACUAUAACUCAAACACAAGAUGUAGACACACCGAUCACAUACCAAGCUAUGGCAGCCUUGAUUGAUCAGGUUAAAUCCUGUAUUAAAGAGGAAUGCGCUGAUCUCAAAAAAGAAAUGACCGAACUAGGCCAUAGAGUGGACACGCUUGAGGAACAUGAAUAUGUGGUUUCACAAAAAUUGUCACAUCUUUCUACCAACCAAAAAAAACAACUUCUACAUCUAACUGAACUAGAAGACAAAAUCGUCGACCUAGAAAAUCGUACGAGAAGAGGAAACCUUCGAUUCAGAGGGAUACCUGAAACAGUCAUGAAUCAUGAAAUCAGGGAUUAUUUACAGGCCCUAUUUCGAGAGUAUAUGGUGACCGUAUUUCAAGGCUCAGAGUGUAUUACUUCUUUCUGGUUCUCUAGACGAAAACUUGACUACAUUCUAUGUGACCAAACUCUCCUCUCCACUCUGGUACAUUCUAAAAUCACCCACACUUCUUGGUCUGAUCAUAGCAUGGUUUCUACUAUCUUUAAAUGGUCCAAUAAACCACGCAACACAUUCAAUUGGAGACUAAAUGAUCACUUGCUUACUGAGCUGGAAACAGUAGAGGACAUUAGGAAACAUACAGACGAAUACUUUUCCCUAAAUAAACCUGGGGAUACGUCACUAGCAAACAACUGGGAGGCAUACAAAUGUUACAUCAGAGGAGUUAUAAUGAAACACAAUGCCCAACAGCGUAGAAAACAUUCGACACAGUACAAUACACUGGCAAAAGAAUUGGCCACAUGCGAAGCUGCACUUAGAACAGACCCCACCUCAGCUCAUAAUCUUAACAAAGUAACCUGUGCAAGAGAAAACCUUAACAAGUUUCUCAUACAAAAAGCUCAUAUGAGGGCACUGACUACCAAAGCUAAGUUCUUUGUGGAAAGUAAUAAAGCAGGACGACUAUUAGCCAGAUCCCUGAAAAAACGCAGACUCACCAACUUUAUCAAAACAAUCAAAACACACACUGGGAAGACCACUCAUACUAAUGAAGAGAUUGCUAAUACAUUUGUCUCCUUUUACACGAAUUUGUAUAAUAUCCAAAACACCACUACCCCAGAUAAGACGGAAAUCUUACAGACAUACCUGACCAAUAUCAAUACACCAUCCAUUACUGACGAAAAUAAACAACUACUAGAUUCCCCUAUCACUCUCCAUGAAAUCGCUUUAGUUAUUGAAUCACUGCCAAAUGGUAAAUCACCAGGUCCAGAUGGCCUUACGGCUAAAUUCUAUCAACUGUUACAAAAACAGUUAAACUCCCAUCUCCUAUCAUUAUAUACUGGUAUAGAUAACGGAAGUGCCCUUUCCAGCUCCCUACUAGAAGCAAUGAUCACAGUUGUCCCAAAACCAGUCACUUUCUCCGGAGAUCUAACCAUACUAUAUGCAAUGGAGAAGCGAGUUAUUCUCCUGUUACGUGACUUGAUGCACACUAUGGAUGCCUAUCAGGGUGAACUAGUAGCAGUACUGAGAACAGCUAUGAUGGGAAGCCAAGAUAUGCUGACAACUAGUGAGGCCCCAGAGCCAGCUGGAGGAUACAUACCGGACACGCCACGGGUGUGUUCCGAUACACCUCAACGAUCAGAGUUUGUGCACCGCGAAAUACAUCCUCAACCCUAUAUGAUGGAGUUAACUGGGCUAACCGCACAAACAACUUUCCCGCAGCCUAUUGCCGCUACACAGAAAGAAACAAGCUCUCAACAGUCAGCAAUUGAGCUACUGUCUCCAAUAACACUCACCGCCAGAAGUAACACAGCGGUCUUACCACUUACGCUUCAGCCAGGCCUUGUAAGCACAUCGAUGCUGGAAUCCGUUUUAAUGGACAUAGAUUUCUGGACUGAAGCGGGGCGGCACAUUGAUGCUUUGCUUGCUAUUUGUGCUCUGUCAUCCCCGUAUGAGAAAUACGCUGCAAGGGGGAGAGGAGACCGGACAUCGGUCAUGUCAUUCCAGGCUGCCAUAUUGAAGCUGAAGCGAUCACUUAUCGCAGAUACUGCUUUAGCCCAGGAACUAAAGAUUACUAAUCCCUUUGAUGGAAAUCCUCUUACUCGUUCUGACAUAGGGCUGUCAGAGGAUUUUCUAUAUGCCACUAGGAUGUUCCUGGAGCUUUUCACUGCUGCCAUUGACUUCUUGAAACUGGAGAAAAUUGAGAUUGGUGGAUUAAGAGGAAAGAUUCUUAGUGAUGAAAUACAUAUCAUGAGUGAAGAAUCAAAUGAAAGUUGGAGAAAUCUACAGGAAAGCAAAUAUGACCCUCUUGAUCACACAGAUAUGAGAUUUUUGUCUGAUUACACAAGGUACAAAGAGCAAAUAAAUUUAUUUGACCAUCAGCUAGGAAGGAUUUUGAACCUGGCAUUUGAAGAGUCAAGUGGGCUGGAAUCUGCUUUUAAGGUAUUACAAAUAUUUGGUGCUUUUCUAGAGCGGCCAGUGAUCAAUUCACUGUUCUCUUCAAACUAUACUAAACUUCUCAUAAUGUUUGAGGAAAAAAUCAAUUGUUGCAAGGACAUCUAUGACAACCAAAGAGAAAAGUGGAUUAAAGGACAAGGAUUUCUUCAUAAAAAUAUACCAGUAACAGCGGGGAACAUAAAAUGGUCUAAUGAAUUGAGAGAGAGACUGUUUAAGUUCAGAUCAUCUUUCAAACAUAUUAAUCACAGUUCUCUACAGACUGAAGAAGCAAGUAGGAUUUUUGAGAAAUAUGACAAAUUCAUACUACUUUUAAAGGAUCAUGAAGAUGAAAUGUACAGUAUCUGGACUCAAGACCUUGACACUCUUUGCAGGACUCAAUUAAAUCAGCCAGUUCUUAAGUGGAAUGAUGAUGGACAAUAUGAAACAAAUUUUAGCCCAAAGCUGAUUGCUGUUCUUCGUGAGGUGAACUAUUUUGAGGCUCUAAAACUCUCUGUCAUCCCAGAAGUGACAAAGGAAUUGUAUGCUAAUCGGAAAAUGCUCCAUAAGCAUAUUGGAAACCUGAAUCUCAUAACAAAAUGGUUCAAUAGGCUACAGAACACAAUUCUGCAAGUGGAAAGAGAUCUCAUGCAGGAUGAGUUACAAGCUGUUGAUGAAAAGCUAAAGCCUGCAGAAACUCUUCUGACGUGGCAGACAACGGAUUUAGACGUUUAUAUUCAAGAAACUAGAGAACUUGUCUAUAAUGUCGAUUGCAGGGUUUUAAAAGCCAAGCAGAACAUAGAAACGAUGCAGUGCCUGACGAGCAAACUAAGCGAUAAUUCAGUUAUUGUGAGAAAAAAUGGAAAGAGCGCUACAGUAUUGGGUCCUGGUGACAAAGAGAGAAUAUCCAAGCAAUACCUUCUUGCAGAAGAUGUUGGGAAAAAGAUACAAGAACUUGUGCAGCACAAUUUGCAGCUAUUCCGUGCAGAUCCUCAGUCUGAAAAAUGGAAGGCUUAUACUGAAUAUAUUGACAGCAUUGUCCUAGAUGGAUUGUACAGAGCAAUCAAGUGCUCACUUCAGUACUUGUGUGAUAACACAGAGGCACAACUUAAAAAUGAUCCUAUAUUUAAAAUAGAACUUGUUCUUAAUGGAAGUGAAAUGACGUUUAAGCCAUCUCUUGAUCCUAAAAUCAAUGGCAAUUUUGCUGACAUUAUAGAGGGUUUGUUAGGAAACACAUACAGAACUGCAUCUUUUAUACCUUGUGUUGCUACACACCUAGGAAAACAUACAUACCAGCAAGAUGUUGAUGAGAUGUUGAAGCUGAAAGAAAUGCAUACAGAAAUUAUGAGAAGGGUGCAUUCGACCAUAGUUAAUGUGAAAGAGUAUCAAAGAUACUUUAUAAAGUACAGCUAUUUGUGGACAGAUGAUAAAACUGAAUUCAUGAAGCAGUUCCUUCUGUAUGGACGGUUUCUUAGCAAAGAAGAAAUGGAAUUAUAUGCAGAUUAUGAACUUCAAAAAUGCACACCACAGUUAGAUCACUUCAAGAAACAGAUAAACAUUUAUGAAUCCUUAUGCAAUAAAGUGUGGGAAAUUGAAAAUGAAAAGUUAUUUAAUGGUUGGCUUCUAGUAGAUAUUAAACCUUUCAAAAUGACUUUGAUAAAUGUGAUCAAGAAAUGGAGCUGGAUGUUUAAGGAGAAUUUGUUAAAUCAUGUCACGUGCAGUGUUAACGAACUAGAUGAAUUUAUUCAACAAACUGAAAAAGGCUUAAACAAAAAACUAAAGGGAGAAGAAUAUGCUGUGCUGGUGGAAAUUAUGGGUAAUCUCAUGGCAAUUCGCAAUAGAUCAUCCACUGAUGAGAAUUUCAGGCAUUUAAAAGCUACUGCAGAACUUCUUCGACACUAUGGGCAACAGCUACCUGAUCACAUUUUUUCAAAGCUUGAGGAAUUGCCAGAGAGGUGGAAAAGCUUGAAGAAGAUUGCAUUCACUGUAAAGCAUGAAGUAUCUCCUCUGCAGUCUAAUGAGGUGUCUGUUAUCAGAAGAAAAUGUGUACUUUUUGAGGUUAAACAGCAUGAGUUCAGAAGCAGAUUUAAAAAUGAAAUCAUCUUUCAAUUUGAUGCAGAUGAUCCAUACAAGCACUUAGAUAAGAUCCAUAGAAAUAUAUCAAGACUGGAAGGUGAAAUGAGGGAACUACAAGAUACUGCACAUCUUUUUGAAGUGAGCAUGCCAGAAUACAAACAGCUUCAGCAGUGUCGCUCUGCCAUUAUUUUACUGAAGUCAGUAUGGGAUAUGGUGAUAUUUGUACAGACAAGCAUUAAAGACUGGAUGAAAACUCCAUGGAAACAGAUAAACGUUGAGCAAAUGGAUAUGGAACUGAGAAGAUUUGCAAAGGAAAUGAAGACUUUAGACAAACAGAUAAGAAUGUGGAAUGUCUACCUAGGUUUGGAAUCAACUGUGAAAAACUUAUUAACUUCACUGAGAGCUGUAAAUGAACUUCAGAACCCUGCAGUGAGGAAUAGACACUGGCAACAACUAAUGAGCAAAACUGGGGUAAGGUUUGUCAUGAAUGAAGAUACAGUCCUAGGAGACCUGUUAUGCCUUCAGUUACAUCGAGUGGAGGAUGAAGUUAAGAAUAUUGUUGACAAAGCUGUGAAAGAAAUGGCAAUUGAAAAAAUUCUUGCAGAGAUGGGCCAUACUUGGAGCACUAUGGAGUUUUUAUAUGAGAAGCAUCAUCCCACCGGGACUCCACUAUUAAAGUCAGAUGAGCAUCUGAUUGAGACCCUGGAAGACAAUCAGGUCCAGCUGCAGAAUAUUUUGAUGAGCAAAUAUGUAGAAUACUUCUUGGUGGAGGUGACAGGUUGGCAGAAGACAUUGAUUGUGGCUGAUAUGGUCAUUUCUGUCUGGCUGGAAGUACAACAAACAUGGGCACAUUUGCAAAGUAUAUUUGCCAACUCAGAAGAUAUCAGAAACCAACUCCCUGAAGAUGCUAAAAGAUUUGAAAGAAUAGAGUCAGAUUUUAAGGAACUCAUGGAUGGCAUAGUUACCUCAAGGAUUGUUAUUGAAGUAACAAACCAGACUGGAUUUCUUGAAAAACUGGAGGUCCUUCAACAAAGGCUUACGUUAUGUGAAAAAUCUUUAUCUGAUUAUUUAGAAGCCAAACGCCUUAAAUUUCCACGAUUUUAUUUUGUUUCUUCUAUGGAUUUGCUAGAAAUAAUAUCUAGAGGAACUCAACCUAAACAGGUGACAAGGCAUCUGUUGAAGUUGUUUGACAAUAUUGCUGAUUUGAAAUUUGAGGAUGAUGAAUCAAACAUACAAUCUGCAGAGGGUUUGUACAGCAAGGAAGGAGAAUUUUUGAGUUUUACAAAGCCAUGUAUCUGUGAAGGACAGGCUGAAGACUGGUUGAAACAUUUGGAAGAAACAAUGAAAUCAACUGUUCAACAAGAGAUCAUGGAAGCUGUUACAGGAUAUGAGGAUAAACCUAGAGAUCAGUGGAUGUUUGAUUAUUCUGCACAGGCUGCUUUAACUUGCAGUCAGAUUUGGUGGGCAACUGACGUUGAAAUGGUUUUUGAGAGACUUGAAGAAGGCUUUGAAUCUGCUUUGAAGGACUAUAACCGAAAGCAAAUUGCUCAGCUGAAUUCCCUCAUAAACAUGCUGUUAGGGGAACUCACCCCUGGUGAUCGUCAGAAGAUCAUGACAAUAUGCACAAUUGAUGUACACGCCAGAGAGGUUGUAGCCAAGCUUAUAGCACAGAAGGUAUCUAAUGGACAAGCAUUUGCCUGGCUUUCACAGUUGCGCCACAGAUGGGAUGAAGACCUAAGGCAUUGUUUUGUUAAUAUUUGUGAUGCUCAGUUUCAGUAUUCUUACGAGUACCUGGGGAAUACGUCUCGUCUUGUGAUAACACCACUUACUGAUAGAUGCUACAUAACCCUUACUCAGUCUCUUCACCUGUCUAUGAGUGGGGCUCUCUCUGGUCCAGCUGGGACAGGGAAAACAGAGACAACCAAAGAUCUUGGUCGUUCUUUGGGAAUUAUGGUGUAUGUCUUUAAUUGUUCAGAACAAAUGGAUUACAAGUCAAUAGGCAAUAUCUAUAAAGGCUUAUGUCAGUCUGGAGUUUGGGGAUGCUUUGAUGAGUUCAAUCGUAUUUCAGUGGAAGUACUUUCUGUAGUAGCUGUUCAAGUUAAGACAAUUCAAGAUGCUAUUCGUCACAAAAAAACAAGAUUUCAUUUUUUGGGAGAGAUUAUCGAAUUUAAACCAACAAUUGGAAUCUUUAUUACUCUUAAUCCAGGAUAUGCUGGCAGAGCAGAACUUCCAGAAAAUGUCAAAGCCCUAUUUCGUCCAUGUGCCAUGGUGAUUCCAGACUUUGAACUAAUAUGUGAAAUAAUGUUGGUAGCAGAGGGGUUUGUUGAUGCCAGAAUGCUUGCAAGGAAAUUCAUAAGUCUAUAUACUUUAUGUCGUCAGCUCCUUUCUAAACAGGAUCAUUAUGAUUGGGGUCUCAGAGCUAUAAAGUCAGUAUUGGUUGUAGCAGGAUCUUUAAAACGGGAAGACAAGAGUAGGCCUGAAGAGCAGGUUUUGAUGAGAGCCCUUAGAGACUUUAAUCUUCCUAAGAUUGUAACCAAUGAUGUUACAAUUUUUCUUGGUCUAAUCAAUGACUUAUUUCCAUUGCUGGAUGUUCCAAGGAAGAGGGACGUGAAGAUGGAACAGAUGGUGCGACAAUCCAUUGCAGAGCUCCACCUGCAACCAGAGGAGAACUUUAUACUUAAGAUUACACAAUUGGAAGCACUUCUAGCAGUAAGACAUUCUGUUUUUGUGGUGGGGAAUACUGGCACUGGUAAAAGUGCUAUUCUGAAGACCUUAUACAGGACAUAUUUCAAUAUGAAUUUGAGGCCUAUCUGGCAUGACAUAAAUCCGAAAGCUGUAACUACUGAUGAGCUGUUUGGAUUUCUGCAUCCAUCAACAAGAGAAUGGAAAGAUGGUAUAUGAUUUUAUUUAUUGCCUUUUUUCCUAGGAUUAUUUUCCUAUAUUAUGAGGGAACUCUUUAUCACUCCCCAUGAAGGCCCCAAAUGGAUUGUCCUUGAUGGCGAUAUUGAUCCAAUGUGGAUCGAGUCAUUAAACACAGUUAUGGAUGAUAACAAGGUUUUGACCUUAGCCAGUAAUGAACGUAUAUCAUUAACUCCGUCCAUGCGACUGCUUUUUGAAAUCAGUCAUCUUCGUGCAGCCACACCAGCGACUGUAUCUAGAGCUGGAAUUCUAUACGUUAAUACACAAGACCUAGGAUGGAGUCCUUCGGUUACCAGCUGGAUUGAGACUCGUAAAGCACAGUCAGAAAGGGCAAAUCUGACCAUAUUGUUUGACAAGUACGUUCCUUACUGUUUGGAGCAAGUGCGGUGUAAUUUAAAAACUAUAACUCCAAUCCCAGAAAACAGCAUGGUACAGACGUUGUGUUCAUUACUGGAUUGCCUUCUGACUGCUGACAAUACGCCUCCAGAUUCUCCUCGGGAAAUAUAUGAAAUUUAUUUUGUUUUCGCUUGUGUCUGGGCAUUUGGAGGAGCACUCUUUCAGGAUCAGCUCCUUGAUUAUCGCUUGGAGUUUAGUAGAUGGUGGAACAAAGAAAUGAGAACAAUUAAGUUUCCAUCUCAUGGCUCAGUAUUUGAUUAUUUUAUUGAUCCAGAUACAAAAAAAUUCACCCCUUGGGCUGAAAGAAUUCCUGAAUUUGAAAUGUCAGCAGACGCUCCUUUACAGACUGUCCUUGUACAUACUGCAGAAACAGUGCGCUUGAGAUAUUUUCUGGAUUUACUGCUAGAAAAAGGAAAACCAAUAAUGUUGGUUGGUAAUGCUGGUGUUGGAAAAACUGUUCUUGUAUCUGACAGAAUUGCAAAAUUGACAGAAGAUUACAUGGUGGCCAAAGUUCCUUUUAACUACUAUACUACAUCUGCAAUGCUCCAGCGUGUCCUUGAAAAGCCAUUAGAAAAGAAAGCUGGGAGAAACUAUGCUCCACCAGGCAACAAGAAAUUGAUUUAUUUUAUUGAUGAUCUUAACAUGCCACAAGUAGACGCUUACAGCACGGCACAGCCUCAUACUUUAAUAAGGCAACACCUUGAUUACAGUCAUUGGUAUGAUAGACAGAAAAUGAUUGCUAAAGAAAUACAUAACUGCCAAUACAUAACUUGCAUGAACCUUACUGCUGGAAGCUUUCACAUUAAUCCUCGUCUUCAGAGGCAUUUCUCUGUGUUUGCUGUGCAUUUUCCUGGACAAGAUGCGCUAAAUAUGAUUUACAGCAGAAUUAUAAGUACACAUUUCCAACAUGGUGGAUUUAGUUACAGUGUGGUUAAAUCCAUAUCUAACCUUAUACAAGCCACCGUUUGCCUACAUCACAAAAUGACUCAGAACUUUUUGCCUACUGCCAUAAGAUUCCAUUAUAUUUUUAAUUUGCGAGAUUUAACGCACAUAUUUCAGGGAUUGCUACUUGCUUCUCCUGAAUGUGUUCGGUACUACAGUGACAUGGUCCAUUUAUGGCUGCAUGAAUCAUCAAGAGUUUACUCCGAUAAACUCAUGGAAGAAAAAGACAUUGAGCAUUUUAAAAAAGUUCUCAUUGAUACAGCUAAAAGAUAUUUUGAGGGUGUUGAUGAACACAUAUUUACUAACAAGCAACUAACAUACUGCCACUUUGCACAUGGUGUGGGAGAACCCCGAUACUUUCCAGUGUCUGACUGGGAAAAGCUCACCAGGAUUUUAACCGAUGUAUUGGAGCACUACAAUGAGAUUCAUGCUGCAAUAAAUCUUGUCCUCUUUGAGGAAGCUAUUCAGCACAUCUGUCGCAUUAGCCGAAUACUUGAGUUUCCUUAUGGAAAUGCUCUUUUGAUUGGAGUUGGUGGUAGUGGCAAACAAAGUUUAUGCCGUUUAGCAGCUUUCCUAAGUUCACUUGAAGUUUUCCAGAUAACUCUUCGUAAAGGAUAUGGCGUUCACGAUCUUAGGAGUGACAUAGCUACACUGUAUUUCAAAGUUGGAGUGAAGAAUAUUGGAACAGUGUUUUUGCACACAGAUGCCCAGAUACCCGAUGAGAGAUUUCUCGUUCUAAUUAAUGACAUGCUUGCUUCAGGUGAUAUCCCUGAUCUUUUUGGUGAAGAGGAGGUAGAGACUAUUGUUUCUUCCACAAGAAUGGAGCUACGUGCUCUUGGCCUUCCCGACUCCAGAGAGAACUGCUGGCAAUUUUUUAUUGAUAGGAUUCGUCGACAGCUCAAGGUUGUGUUGUGUUUUUCACCUGUUGGUUUCACAUUAAGGACAAGAGCUAGAAAAUUCCCAGCCCUUGUGAACUGCACAGCAAUAGAUUGGUUCCAUGCCUGGCCACAGAUUGCACUGCUGUCCGUAAGCAGCAAUUUCAUUGAAAAGCUUGAUGGAGUUGAUGCUCAAGUUAAAACGUCUAUUAGUCAGUUCAUCACAUUUGCACAUACAAGUGUUAAUGAAGUAAGUGCAAAAUAUCAACUGAAUGAAAAGCAUUACAACUACACAACUCCUAAAAGCUUUCUGGAACUAAUUAAACUAUACUGGAACCUUCUUGAAAAGAAGAGGAAUGAACUGGUCAGGAAAAUGGAAAGACUGGAAAAUGGUUUGCGAAAACUUCAGACAACUGCUUUUCAGGUGGAAGAUUUAAAGUCUAGGCUUGCUGUUCAAGAAGUAGAACUUCAUCAAAAGAACAAAGAUACUGAGGCUCUUAUUUCCAAAAUAGGGCAACAGACAGAGAAAUUGAAUCAGGAAAAAAGUGUGGCUGAUGCAGAAGAACAAAAGGUUGCUUUUAUCCAAGAAGAAGUAACAAAACAACAAAAAGAAUCUGUAAAUGACUUGGCUAAAGCAGAGCCUGCUCUACAAGCAGCAAACGCAGCUUUGAAUACUUUAAAUAGGUUAAACCUAACAGAGUUAAGGACAUUCCCAAAUCCACCAGCUGCUGUGACCAAUGUGACUGCUGCAGUUCUUGUCCUAUUAUCCCCAAAUGGUAAAAUUCCCAAAGACAGAAGCUGGAAGAAUGCAAAAGUUUUAAUGAGCAAGGUUGAUGAAUUCCUUCAAAAUCUUGUAACUUUUGAUAAAGCGCAUAUUCCAGAACCAACAGUCAAGGCCAUAAAAGAUGACUAUCUAAGUGAUCCUGAAUUUAACCCAGAAUUUGUACGUACAAAAUCGUCAGCAGCAGCAGGCUUGUGUGCAUGGGUUACAAAUAUUAUUAGAUACCAUGAGGUUAAUUGUGAAGUGGAUCUUAAACGCCAGUCACUUUUUCAAGCAAACACAGAUUUGGCUGCAGCAGCUGAGAAGCUAGAAGUAAUUCAGAGAAAACUUGAAGAAUUGGAUACAAACCUUGCUGCCUUAACAACUGCAUUUGAAAGGGCUACAGCUGAGAAAAUCCGCUGUCAAGAAGAAGUGAAUAGAACUAACAAGACAAUUGAGCUGGCCAACAGAUUAGUGAAAGGUCUAGAGUCAGAAAAUGUGAGAUGGGCUCAAUCUGUAGCUCUGUAUCAUCAACAAGAAAAAACACUGUGUGGGGAUGUUCUACUCACAGCAACAUUUAUCUCUUAUGCUGGUUCAUUUUCUAAAAAGUAUCGUCAUGAGCUUGUUGAGCAAUUGUGGAUGCCAUACUUACGAAGCCAAAAGUUUCCCAUUCCAAUGACUGAAGGAUUAGAUCCAAUAUCCAUGCUGACUGAUGAUGCAACAAUUGCAAAAUGGAAUAAUGAAGGACUGCCUAGUGAUACCAUGUCCAUUCAGAAUGGCACAAUACUUACAAAUUGUGAACGAUGGCCUCUAAUGAUUGAUCCUCAGCUUCAGGGAAUUAAGUGGAUUAAAAGUAGAUAUGGAUCUAAUUUAAAAGUUAUCCAUCUGGGCCAUAAGGGGUAUGUUGAUGUCAUUGAGCAGGCCGUUGAGGCUGGAGACCCUGUCUUGAUAGAAAAUUUAGAAGAAACAAUUGAUCCCAUAAUUGACCCUUUACUAGGAAGGCAUACACUUAAAAAAGGAAGAUACAUUCAAGUGGGAGAUAAAGAAUGUAAGUUUCAUCCCAAAUUUAGAUUGAUUCUUCAUACAAAACUUGCAAAUCCACAUUACAAACCUGAGAUACAGGCGCAGACCACACUGAUUAAUUUUACUGUUACAAGAGAUGGCCUGGAGGAUCAGCUGUUGGCUGAUGUGGUCAACCUGGAAAGACCAGAUUUGGAACAAUUCAAGUCUGAACUCACAAAGCAACAAAAUUAUUUUAAAAUUGAGUUGAAAAUGCUUGAGGAUGAAUUACUGACACGCCUAUCAGCAGCACAAAGUAAUUUCCUGGGGGAUACACUCUUGGUGGAAAAACUCGAAACCACAAAACACACUGCUGCAGAAAUAGAAAUGAAGGUUUUAGAAGCUAAAGUCAAUGAAGUGAAGAUAAAUGAAGCUCGGGAACAUUACCGUCCUGUGGCAAUAAGAGCCUCCUUGCUCUACUUCAUAACAAACGAUCUGAAGAAAAUCAACCCCGUGUAUCAGUUCUCGCUUAAGGCAUUUAAUAUUGUGUUUCACAAGGCAGUCCAACACUCAGAACCAUCAGAUGAUGUCAGAUUGCGAGUGAAUAACCUUAUUGACUGUGUGACAUACUCAAUAUUCAUAUAUAUCAGCCGAGGUCUCUUUGAAAGAGAUAAAUUAACCUUUUCAUCCCAGUUAGCCUUUCAGCUCCUAAUUAUGAAUAAAGAAAUUUCUGCUCACGAGCUUGACUUCUUACUUCGCUUUAAUAUUGACCACAGCUAUAACAGUCCUCUGGACUUUCUUCCAAAUUCGGCUUGGAGUGCUAUUAAGACAAUGAGUUUUAUGGACGAAUUCCGAGGUUUAGACAGAGACAUUGAAGGCUCUCCUAAACGCUGGAGAAAAGUUGUUGAAUCAGAAUGUCCCGAGAGAGAGCGACUUCCCCAAGAAUGGAAAACAAAGAGUUCUUUGCAAAAAAUUAUUAUGAUGCGAGCUCUCAGGCCUGACCGGAUGACUUAUGCUGUCAGAAAUUUUGUUGAAGAAAAAUUAGGAACGAAGUAUGUGGAGGGGCGUAAAACGGAGUUUUCAAAAUCAUUUCAAGAAAGUGGUCUAGCAACAUCAAUUGUUUUUAUCUUGUCUCCUGGUGUUGAUCCCUUGAAAGAUGUAGAAUCACUCGGGAACAGACUUGGAUUCACCAUUGACUCAGGAAAACUUCACAAUAUCUCUUUGGGUCAAGGGCAAGAAAGUAUUGCAGAAAUAGCUAUGGAAAAGGCAUCAAAAGAAGGCCAUUGGGUCAUACUUCAAAACAUUCACCUUGUUGCCAAGUGGCUAAGCACAUUAGAGAAAAUACUAGAAAAGUACAGUGAAGGAAGUCAUCCUGAUUAUCGAGUUUUUAUGAGUGUGGAACCAGCCCAAACACAUAAAGAACACAUCAUUCCACAAGGCAUACUAGAAAAUGCUAUUAAAAUUACAAAUGAACCUCCAACUGGAAUGCUCGCCAAUCUACAUGCUGCCCUGGAUAACUUUGAUCAGAACAUUCUUGACCAGUGUUCACGUGAACAAGAAUUUAAAAGCAUAUUGUUUUCAUUGUGUUAUUUUCACGCUUGUGUUGCUGAACGUCGUAAAUUUGGCCCCCAAGGGUGGAACAAAAAAUAUCCUUUUAACACUAGUGACCUCACGAUAUCUGUGAGUGUUCUCUAUAAUUAUUUGGAAGCAAAUUCACAGGUCCCAUGGGAAGAUCUCCGUUAUUUAUUUGGUGAAAUAAUGUAUGGCGGUCACAUUACUGAUGACUGGGACAGAAGACUUUGCCGAACAUACUUGGAAGAGUACAUGCAACCUGAUCAGUUUGAUCGAAAGCUUGCUUUAGCUCCGGGAUUCGUGGUACCCUCUAACCUUGAUUAUCAAGGUUACCAUAGAUACAUUGAUGAGAUGUUACCACCUGAGAGCCCGGUCCAUUAUGGCCUACACCCCAAUGCCGAAAUUGAAUUCUUAACAGUGACAUCAGACAACCUUUUCCGUACAGUGCUAGAAUUGCAGUCACGAGAUUCUAUAAACAGUGAAGGAGCGGCACAGACUGAGGAAGAAAAGGUUAAAGCAUUUUUGGAUGAAAUUUUAGAAAAACUUCCAGAAGGAUAUAAUAUGGCGGAUAUAACAUCAAAAACAUCAGAGCGCUCUCCAUAUAUUCUUGUUUGUUUCCAGGAAUGUGAGAGAAUGAACAUUCUAAUACAUGAGAUGAGACGUUCUCUCAGGGAGCUUGAUCUUGGCCUUAAGGGCGAGUUGGCAAUAUCCUCAGAAAUGGAGCAACUGCAGUCAGCCCUUUUUUUUGAUAAUGUCCCCGACAGUUGGAUGAAACUGGCAUACCCAUCAACAUACAACCUGGCACAGUGGUAUACGGAUCUUCUCCUUCGUUGUCGGGAACUUGACACAUGGACUCAGGAUCUUUCUCUCCCGAGUGUAGUCUGGAUAUCAGGAUUUUUCAACCCCCAAUCCUUCCUCACAGCUGUCAUGCAAAGUUUAGCUCGGAAAAAUGAAUGGCCUCUGGAUAAGAUGCAUCUUACUGUAGAUGUCAUGAAGAAGUACAAGGAGGAAUUUUCUCAGCCUGCUAGGGAAGGUGCUUACAUAUAUGGUCUACACCUGGAAGGGGCACGAUGGGAUGUUCAAGGUGGACAUAUUGCGGAAGCACGUGUUAAAGCUCUUACUCCUGUCAUGCCUGUCAUUUUUGUGAGAGCUAUUCCUAAUGACAGACAAGAGACAAGAAAUAUAUAUGAAUGUCCAGUAUAUAAGACAAAAUUAAGAGGCUCAACAUUUGUGUGGGCUUUUCACUUGAAGACUAAAGAGCGCCCUUCAAAAUGGAUUCUUGCUGGUGUUGCUUUGUUGUUAAGUGUGUAA
Messenger RNA from Bombina bombina (fire-bellied toad), 15195 nucleotides. RefSeq names its product dynein axonemal heavy chain 11-like. Gene Ontology annotation, cellular component: dynein complex. Gene Ontology annotation, biological process: microtubule-based movement. NCBI's taxonomy places the organism in Eukaryota, Metazoa, Chordata, Amphibia, Anura, Bombinatoridae. Gene Ontology annotation, molecular function: dynein light intermediate chain binding; ATP binding; ATP hydrolysis activity. The transcript has 85 exons. The record is from RefSeq and is a predicted model, not a curated record.